GAAAUCUGGCAACCUUGCUGGAAGUCGUAUCUUUCAUCUUCUUUUGUGCUUUGCACGUGGGAUAUGUUCGUGUACUGAUUCAGCGCUGAUCGGUUUAUUUUGGAAAUUGGUUAUCUCGAUCAGUACAAGAAUUCAAUCAUGGCAACUACUAAAGUCGACAAUCCUGAAAAGCCAGGACAGGAAGUUACUCCUAUUCAUCGAAUUAGGAUCACACUUACAUCGCGCAAUGUUCGUUCUCUUGAGAAAGUGUGUGCGGAAUUAAUCAAUGGAGCUAAAAAGCAAAAAUUGAAGGUCAAAGGACCUGUUCGUAUGCCAACCAAGGUUCUAAGAAUAACAACUCGCAAAACGCCAUGUGGUGAGGGUUCGAAGACCUGGGAUCGAUUCCAGAUGCGAAUUCACAAGAGAGUGAUCGAUUUAUAUUCGCCAUCAGAGAUUGUGAAACAAAUCACAAGCAUUUCUAUCGAGCCUGGUGUAGAGGUGGAAGUAACGAUUGCUAAUGAAUAAACAAUGACAUUAAAACUACAAAGUUUUAAUAAAAAUAUUUAAAAACUUAAAACA
Molecule: messenger RNA, 558 nt
Organism: Trachymyrmex cornetzi
Lineage: Eukaryota; Metazoa; Arthropoda; Insecta; Hymenoptera; Formicidae
Gene: RpS20
Product: ribosomal protein S20
Exons: 3
Coding region: 139-504 (121 amino acids)
Biological process (GO): translation
Cellular component (GO): ribosome; small ribosomal subunit
Molecular function (GO): structural constituent of ribosome
Source: RefSeq, a predicted model, not a curated record